CUAACACAAUGGCUGUUCCAGACUAUAAUGGCGAAGACAGUACUGACGUUGACAUGUAUGUUCAUGAUCAUGUGAAGGAUAAGAAUAAAGUGUUGGAAGACAGUGUUGUUGAAAGAGACAGUGAGAGCAGUACUUGUGACGAAAACGUAUUAUCUGUACAGAAUCUAGAGCCCUAUAAUUCUAAAUCCUUCCCCGCAAAACCAAUUACAAGAAAGACAAACGUCGCAGUUCUUUUAUGUGUUCUUGGUUGCAUAAUGGUGAGUUUCAAACGAAUACGUUGGCAAGAACAAAAUAAGAGAAUGAGCAAGUCCAAAAUUGACAUUGACUUUAUAUUUUCUAAACAUAAAGCAAAAAUGAAAGAAUUGAAGGAUCAUCCGAAGACACGGCUUUGGAUUAAAAAGCUUGCUAAAACAUUCUAUCACAUUCCAAGGACAGUUGUUCAAACGUAUGUGUUGAACCCACAGGACUAUAGUAAUUUUAUCAAGGAACAGAAGACCGGACUAACGUCGUCUUUCAAGGAGCCAAUGCAGUUUGAAUGGUGCAGAUUAGCUAGUUUUGCUAAUUAUCCCCAUACUAAUAUUUCAGUGAUACGACUUGCCGAAGCUGGAUUUCACUAUGAGGGAAACGUAAAUGAGGUCGUCUGCUCUUUUUGUGGAUUGAAAUAUAAAAAUUGGAGGUCAAACGAAAACCCAGUACAAAUACAUAAAGACAAUGCACCUCAAUGUUCUUUUGUUGUGAAUAACUUAAAUAUCGAAACAAGAACCAAUGACAGACCGACAUCUGAUAUUUUUGUUGGUGCAUGUGGAAACUCCGCAGAAGCGCCAAACUUUUCAGUAAUAAAGAAAGAUAAAGAAGAAACAUCUACAGCAAGGGACAAGAAAACAAACGAAACAUAUUCAGAAAACAAUGUUGCCAUGGACUGGAAUAGAUUUACUAUGGAAACUAAUAUUACAGCUGGCAACGAUAGCAGGUUGGCUAAGGAAAGCCUAGAAAACAGCUCAUCUCCCAGGAAAACCAAUUGGGAGUUCCAAGAUUUUUCCCGUAACAACGUAAACGGUCUCAUUAGCAUUCCAGAAAACAACACAGCCCUGCAGUCAUCAAUUCAAUCACCACGCACAUAUGUUCCUGUCAGCUCACUCACUUCAAAUAUGGAGGCACUGAGCAUGGGCGUUUGUCUAGAGAAGCCCAAAUAUCCAAAAUAUGCUAUAAGAACAACUCGAUUGUCAUCAUUUGCAAAUUGGCCUUCUAACCUUUCUCAAUCACCAGAUGAACUGGUGACUGCAGGUUUCUUUUAUACCGGCAUAGAAGAUCAUUGCAGAUGUUUCUUUUGCGGAGGUGGUCUGCGAAGAUGGGAAGUUGGGGAUUUGCCAUGGACAGAACAUGCGCGGUGGUAUCCGAAAUGCCAAUUUGUAAAACAAUGUAUGGGAGAAAAAUUCAUUGAAGAUGUGAAGCAUGGAAAGGAUCCUGAAAACAUUUUAAAUAGCGCCCAUUCGGAACAAAAAAUGGAGCCAAAAGGGUUAAAUGGUUACAUGAAUAAUCCAGCAGUGCAAACAAUCUUAGAAUUUGGAUAUGAACCAAAUGUAGUCAAAUCAGCUUAUACGAGCUUACAAACAGCUGGACUUCAAGAAAUAACAGCCAGUUUAUUGUUUGAAACAAUUAAUGAAAAAGAAGAAAGAGAACAAACGCAAUCGGCUUGUAAUCAUCCUGUCAAAAGUAGCAUUAAAGAAGCACACGAAGAAAAAAAUCAUAUACAGGAUACACCUAGAGACGAACUGGCCAGAAUUGACCCAGACAUUGAAUUAUCAGUGAAAAGUCUUGAAGAGGAAAAUAGAAACUUGAAAGACCAACAAACAUGCAAAAUAUGUCUAGAUGAACCAGUGUCCAUCGUUUUUCUGCCAUGUGGGCACAUGGCAGCGUGUAUAAACUGUGCCCCUGCUCUAAGACGAUGUCCGAUCUGUAGAGCUUUCAUCAAAGGGACAGUUAAGGCAAUCAUGUGUUAGGAU
Molecule: messenger RNA, 2003 nt
Organism: Mytilus trossulus (common blue mussel)
Lineage: Eukaryota; Metazoa; Mollusca; Bivalvia; Mytilida; Mytilidae
Product: baculoviral IAP repeat-containing protein 2-like
Exons: 5
Coding region: 9-2000 (663 amino acids)
Cellular component (GO): cytoplasm; nucleus
Source: RefSeq, a predicted model, not a curated record